Diceros bicornis minor is the source of this 2429-nucleotide messenger RNA. It is a transcript of the gene CLEC4A, whose product is annotated as C-type lectin domain family 4 member A. Lineage: Eukaryota; Metazoa; Chordata; Mammalia; Perissodactyla; Rhinocerotidae. The transcript has 6 exons. The record is from RefSeq and is a predicted model, not a curated record. Bases 225 to 944 code for a protein of 239 amino acids.
GCUGUGAUUCUCACUGUGCUGGUCCUGGAGAUUGGGCCUGUCUGAGGUUUUUAGUUUUCAUGAGAUUCCUCUCAGGGUUAUUUGCCUAUCUGGGACCUGAGUUCUCAUCUAAUUUCGUGGUAGGAAGUAUGUCAAGUUACCACCAUAUUUGGGUUUUAUUUUAAGAUGUUUUCAGGAACAGAUGAAAAGAAUUUUUUGAAGAGAGCAGAAGAUCUCUUCUCAAUAUGUCUUCAGAGAUCACUUAUGCUGAAGUGAAGUUCAAAAAUGAGUUCAAGUCCUCAGGCAGCAAAUCAGAGCCUUCUGCAGCUCCUAAAGAGAAGACCAGCUUUCACAAAAGUAACUCCCGUUUUCUCAAGCUACUUCUUGUCUCAUUGCUGAUAUUUCUGCUGCUAUUGGGAAUCUCAUUUUCUAUCGCUUUUGCCAUUUAUUUUCAAAAAUAUUCUCAGAGUCUUAUGGAAGAACAUGCUCAGAAUACAACAAAAGAAAUCAGGUACACGACAUUGGAAUGUAUGAAAGAAAAUUUUACCAGAAAAGCGCAAGUCUGGAGCUGCUGCCCAAAGGAUUGGACAUCAUUUGGAUCUUACUGCUAUAUUGUUCCUUCUAAAGCCAGAAAUUGGAAUGAGAGUGAGAAGCACUGCUCAGAAAUGCAUGCUCACCUGCUGGUGAUGAACACCAAGGAUGACAAGGAUUUUGUCACCCAGAAGCUGGAUAGGAAAAAUAGUUAUUAUAUAGGGCUGUCAGACCCAGAGGGGAAGAAACAUUGGCAGUGGGUUGAUCAGACUCCAUACAACGAAAGUCUCGCAUUCUGGCAUCCAGGUGAACCCAAUAAUCCUAGUGAGCGUUGUGCUAUGCUAAGUCAUUUGUCAAAUCGUUGGGGCUGGAAUAACAUCUAUUGUGAUCAAGCUCAGUUCGCAAUUUGCAAGACAAUGAAGAUCUACAUAUGAAUGGAACAUUCUUCAUGAACAUGCGGUUCAAUUGGUAGCCACCAUUAUAGAGAUAGCUAAUGUGCUUUUUCUAUUCAUGUGUAAGUCUUGUAAAAGGGAACUCCAUAGAAUUUUUCAGUAGGCUGUCACCUAUUCUACUUAUAGAAUCAUUGCACACAUUCAAUCAUUUAUUCUUUCAUGAAAUGAACAUAUAUUGAGCAUUUUCCAUGUGCAGAGAGUAUACUGGAGAGCCGUGUUGGAGACUAAAUGAAGGGAACAUGAGCCUCAUCUCCUAAUUUUUGUCUGAUUGCUAAGGGGUUAGAUAUGGAUAUAAUUAUAUGAUGUGGUUUCUCCAUCUGUCUGAAUUUUUCUUUUAUGGAUUGAUCAAAAGCAAAACAGUCCCAACCAUUACUUUACAUUCUUCUCAGGCAGAUUAAUUACCUUUAAUUGAAAGCAUAUAACGUAGCAGUUGGAAUAUAAUACACAUCAAUGGAAGAGAAGUUCCAGCUUUGGCCCAGUAGAUUGUUUGGGCUUUGUAACAUUCUCUGUUCAUUCUUGGGCUGUCAUUUAACAUCAGGGUACAAGGCAAAGGGAAAUCAGAGAUUGAGCAUUAGAAGUUUAGAAUUAGAGAAUUAGAAUUAGAAAUUAUUACUGGUCAGUUGACAUAGAUUUAUAUUCAUCAAGUAUUCUGGUAAUUUUUUUCUUUGCUUCAGUUUUAUAGUUUCUAUGUGUAGGCUGCCACUCAAAUGGCCCCUGGUUUAUUUGCAUUUCCGUUUUUACUAAAGUUCUUACAGAUCAUUUUCUUUCUACUACAGUAUAAAAUAUGUCAUAUUUACAAUAAAACCUGUAAUUCAUUGCCUUAGUAUGGGAAUUAUAAUUGAUUAUUAUAAAGCUGAUUCUCUCCAUGGCUAUCUCAAUGGGACCUGAGAUUUUGCCCUGAUUAUCUUGAUGCAACUGAGUAAUUAUAUUUGCCACUUAUUUCCUGACUAUAUCUAAAGAUGAGUUAUUUUUAUACAGAUCUGAUCUUAUCCACUAUAGGUAGAAUUUACCAGUGUACUUCCCAGAGAGCAACUUAUAUAAUAAUUCUGGGGGAACUUUAUUUACAAUGAGCUUUUCCCACUAUUAUUUCAAUAAUAUGGGGAUGGAAUGAAGGAAGGGCAAAAAGAGCCACUUCACUAAAUGCCUUUGAUUUUCAGAAUAGACAGUGUGCUUGAACUGGAGUGAAAUAGAGAAUGGUGAUAUUAGUCAGUGCUGGAACUUUUCUCUUCCCUUACAUUUUAUGAAUGUGGUUCAGAACUUAUUUUCUUUAAUUUUCCCUAGAGCACCAUUAAAUCAAGAUUGUGUGUAUCCAAUUAAUAGAAAGAAUUGUGAAAAAUAAUAAAAUUGUUUCAAGUCGUUAAGUUUUGAGGUAGCUUAUUAUUCAGCAACGUAUAACUGAAACACCUAUGAAUUGUAUUACAGUUUUGAGUCAAGUUUCUGCAAAAUAAUAAAAUAUAUUCAAUCAUA